AUGAACAGCUGGCCAUUCAAAGAGGGCAAGAGGCAUUUCACCUCGAAGACCAACAUGGCACAGAUGCGUGCUGUCCUCCUCAACCCAGCAUAUGGCUUUACAAAGCCGCCUCAAGCCCCUGCCUCCAAACAAGUCGUAGCGCAGCGCAGCAACACUGUGUCUGCAGAUGGGCCAAUUCCACCACCACCUCCAGCACCACCAUCAGCAUCUUCUCCAACUCCAACUCCACCUUCACCUUCAGCACUGCCAUCCUCACAACCUACUGCCAUCGAAACUGAGCAUUUGGCAGGGACCAAGCUCGAACAUGGUGCUGGGAUGGACUUGGGCAGCUGCACCCUGCCAGGCUUGUCUCCAUUUCUCAAUGCCAUUUGCCACCUGCUGAACCCCUUCCUUAGACUCAUCCAGCCAGGCUGGCAGAGCGACCAGAUGUUGAUCUUUAUGUGGACUUUAUCCGUCCUAGUGCCGACCUCGAGCAGCUUCGCAUAUUUGGUCACUCUUGAGCAGGUUGGUGCACUGAAUGACCUGACGGGUGAGUGGCAAGGAAGCGCUGUGCAGCUUGUUGAACGGCUGCAUGAGAAAGCGCCUGGCAUUGAAGACGCCUUGGAGAUCAUGUACCCCGACCCAGCUCACCCUGAGUAUUUGCGAUGGCUCGUGUCUGCCACUGCAGGUGGACUGAUGCAUUCAGCCCCAGAUGCCCCCAGCAUCCAUAUCCCAGCGGACAAUGUUCUGACGUUGUGUGUCAGGUUUGGGCAGUUUCAGAUCGUCCAGAUGAGGGAAGCUGCCACUGCUGCCAGCACUGCUCAUGGCCAGCACUGCACCACUGCAUCUGACUCCCACAAACCUCAAUCCUGCACUGCGGCAGCAUGGCUUGCUGAGAAGGCACAAGAGGAGCCCGGUUUGCUGUGCAAUUCUGCGAAAGGUACAGCCAGAAGCCAUGUCCGGUCAGUGAACCAGGUGACAGCUGCCAGUCUCGGAGCCUUGAAAGAGGACCGCACAUCAAGAAAAAAGAUGUGCAGGAUGCCCUUGGAGUGGGAUCAACGUGGAUGGCCGAAGCACAGCAAGCAGUGUACAUCUUGCUGGCAAUAUGGUGAAGGGGGAAGCUCACCCAGGCAGGCUGUGAUAGCGAAGUGUGCCUCGACCAGCGAGAAGGCCGGUGCACAAGAUCUUUUGGCUUAUCUGCGCCUGCAGUGA
This is a messenger RNA of Suillus subalutaceus, 1191 nucleotides long. RefSeq lists its product as uncharacterized. The record is from RefSeq and is a predicted model, not a curated record. NCBI's taxonomy places the organism in Eukaryota, Fungi, Basidiomycota, Agaricomycetes, Boletales, Suillaceae. Bases 1 to 1191 code for a protein of 396 amino acids. The transcript is spliced from 6 exons.